AUGGCCGCCUCACUCCCAUACCAAGAGCCGGACAUUGUCACAAUCCUCAUUCAGGCAUCGUUCCUGCUAGUUCUCAAUAUCACAAACUUCCUGCUUGAUCGGGCCGUGUACUGCGGUCUUAUCGGGCAGAUAUUCAUAGGAGUGGCCUGGGGAACCCCUGGCGCGAAAUGGCUGAGCAUAGAGGCCGAAGAGACAGCUGUCCAGCUGGGCUACCUUGGACUGCUGCUUUUGGUAUAUGAAGGCGGACUCUCGACAUCUUUGAAAGCUCUCAAGGCCAACUUUUUCUUAUCUUCGUGCAUUGCUGUUACUGGUAUUAGUGUGCCAGUGGGACUUUCGUUCAUCCUCCAAGAGCUCAGUGAUGCCACGCCUCUCCAGUCCUUCGCAGCGGGCGCAGCCUUGUGCUCCACAAGCUUGGGGACUACUUUCACAGUGCUUCGCUCAACUGGUCUAAUGAGCUCGAGGCUCGGCGUAGUGCUCACGAGUGCAGCCAUGAUGGACGAUGUAGUUGGCCUUGUCAUGGUCCAGGUUAUUUCCAACUUGGGGCCAUCCAGCGCGAGCAUCGGUGCUGUCACCAUCAUCAGACCACUACUAGUAUCUCUUGCCUUUGCGGUGUGCGCGCCCCUUGUAUGCGUCUGGAUGGCCAAACCACUCACUCUCUGGUUAAACUCUCAGCGGGUGACGCACCCAAAAGGGGCUAUCAAUAUUCUUCUUAGCAAGGAGAGGGCACCAUGGAUCAUUCAUACAUGCAUAUUAAUUGGUUCCAUCGUUGGUUCAACAUAUGCUGGCACCUCCAACUUAUUUGCCGCCUAUAUUGCCGGUGCGUCUAUCGGUUGGUGGGAUUCAGAAGUGCCUCAUCUUUCUAGUGAGGCAUUAUCUACAGGAACACCUUCUACUAGGGCAUCUUCUACGGGAAAUUUCUCUCCAGCGCAGAGUGAGGCUUCUGAGAAUUUAGAAUCGAAUAACACAGAGACUCCUGGCGAUGCCGCCUCAGAGCCUAGGAAGGCGGGGCCAUCUGGACAUGCUAUCUUUGAGCAGUAUUAUCUGCAGCCACUUGAGAGAAUUCUAAAGCCAUUCUUUUUUGCUUCCAUUGGCUUCUCUAUUCCCAUCACGGAAAUGUUCGACGGUUCAGUUGUCUGGAAAGGAAUCGUGUACACCAGCCUAAUGAUGCUUGGCAAGCUUGUGUGCGGGAUCUGGCUCCUUCGCAUACCAUCUCUAUCAUCUCUUCUCAACAGAUUUAUAACCUUCAUGAAGCACCCAAGGUUACAAAUGUCCCACUUUUGGGGCCGAGGCCACACAAAGCCUAAAGUAUCUCGCGAUUCGACUUCUGCACUCGCACGCCAACCUCAAGGGACGUCUCCAACAUUGCAAUCAAGCAAUGAAACGGCCACGCAAGCGACAGCUCCGCAAUUAGAUCCAGAGGGAGUAAAGCCGAAAUCAAUCUAUCCCGCUGCUAUUAUAGGCUGUGCAAUGACAGCGCGUGGAGAAAUCGGUUUCCUAAUUUCGUCAAUCGCGGAGAGCAAGAAGAUAUUCUCUUCAACUCGAGCUGAUGAUGGAAAGAACUCAGAAAUUUUUCUCAUCGUCACUUGGGCCAUCAUGCUCUGCACAAUCAUAGGCCCCUUGUCAUUAGGGCUUAUUGUAAAACGAGUGAGGCAGCUGCAGCAUGGAGCUGAAAAAGAUGGUCGGUCAGUUCGGAAGGAUGUGCUUGGGGUUUGGGGGUUGCCAUGA
This is a messenger RNA of Trichoderma gamsii, 1725 nucleotides long. RefSeq lists its product as hypothetical. Lineage: Eukaryota; Fungi; Ascomycota; Sordariomycetes; Hypocreales; Hypocreaceae. The transcript is spliced from 3 exons. Bases 1 to 1725 code for a protein of 574 amino acids. Gene Ontology annotation, biological process: proton transmembrane transport. Gene Ontology annotation, molecular function: antiporter activity. Gene Ontology annotation, cellular component: membrane. The record is from RefSeq and is a predicted model, not a curated record.